Dunckerocampus dactyliophorus (ringed pipefish) is the source of this 1950-nucleotide messenger RNA. Its product is annotated as ras-related protein Rap-1A. The record is from RefSeq and is a predicted model, not a curated record. NCBI's taxonomy places the organism in Eukaryota, Metazoa, Chordata, Actinopteri, Syngnathiformes, Syngnathidae. The coding region runs from base 199 to 753 and encodes 184 amino acids. Gene Ontology annotation, biological process: cellular response to cAMP; Rap protein signal transduction; negative regulation of synaptic vesicle exocytosis. Gene Ontology annotation, molecular function: GTPase activity; GTP binding; GDP binding. The transcript is spliced from 8 exons. Gene Ontology annotation, cellular component: plasma membrane.
CUUCCGCACAUUCACAGUGUGAGUUCGGGCAAGCACAGCGGAACACGUGUCUGCUGAUCUCAAGCACCCUCAGCACCUGCCCACUGACAUCAGUGCACCCAAGGAUUUCCCGAGCCCCCUCCCCAGAUGUAGAGGGAGUUGGCAUCUGCAGCUGCUGUCUCUACACAACCCUUGUGGUGUCCACGCAAGUUGCCCGCCAUGCGUGAGUACAAGCUAGUGGUACUGGGUUCAGGAGGCGUGGGAAAAUCUGCAUUGACAGUUCAGUUUGUGCAAGGUAUUUUUGUGGAGAAGUACGACCCCACAAUAGAAGACUCCUACAGAAAGCAAGUGGAAGUUGAUGGGCAGCAAUGCAUGCUCGAGAUCUUGGACACUGCCGGAACAGAGCAAUUCACAGCCAUGAGGGACCUUUAUAUGAAGAAUGGCCAAGGUUUUGCGCUGGUCUACUCCAUCACAGCACAGUCGACAUUUAACGACCUGCAGGACCUCCGGGAGCAGAUCCUGCGAGUGAAGGACACGGAGGAUGUUCCCAUGAUCCUGGUGGGGAACAAGUGUGACCUGGAGGACGAGCGUGUGGUCGGCAAGGAGCAGGGUCAGAACUUGGCCCGUCAGUGGAGUAAUUGUGCCUUUUUAGAGACGUCAGCUAAAUCAAAGAUUAAUGUGAAUGAAAUUUUCUAUGAUCUGGUGAGGCAAAUCAACAGAAAAACUCCAAUGGAAAAGAAGCCAAAAAAGAAGAAGGGUUGCACACUUCUCUAAACAACAACACCCCCACCCCGCACCCCCCUCAUACACACACGCUCUAGGCCAGGUGAGUGGGCGUUGAAAUAACAUUGAUUCCAGCCAAGCGCAGGGCUCCACUGCCCACUGAGUACUGUAUUGUAUUAUAGCUUAAUACUUUUAAUAUUUUAAGUUUAAUGUUCAGUUCCGUACUAGUUCGGUUAGUAAGUGGCUCCUUGAGUUUGAAUGAACAGGUGGUAUUCAGAACCUACAUCACAAUAUGCACUGAGACAGCAUACCUUGUUUAUUCAACAUUAAAUUUUGAUUACUGAGAGCCUAUUGGGCGCAGUGACUCCAUCUGCUGGUCAUGCUUUGUAACUGAGUUGCAAAUGUCAACCUCCAUCCCAGAGAGCAUUAUCACAUUCCCCCUGCAUCAAGUUGUAAAACUCCCCUAAAGAAGAAAUGCUAUAGUAUUCAUUUAAGUGUCUUUUGAUUGGUAUCUAAUUUUAUUUGUAUAUAGACAUGUUUUUCUGUGUGACUCACAAAUAGCAGAAUAAAUCCUUAGGAUUAAUGCAAUAAUAUAUUUAUUUUACACAGAGACAUUAAAUGAAUAACUGUUCCCCAUUGGACCAUGCCAACAUUUCACAUCCUCUCCGAAAGCUGAAAGAUACUCGACUGCUUGCAAGAUGACAGGAGUCCCCACAUUUUUCCAGAAUACUUUCUUUACUGACAAUGAACUUGAGCAAGUUUUUUUUUUUUAUCCACCUAUUUACAUGUUUUACUGCUUCUCUCGGGUGUCUUUCUAUUGGAAAUAUCACUGUAUAUGAAGAGCGCUAAGCUUGGCAUUUUAAAUGUUCUGUUAAGUUAGACGUCCUCUGACAUCAUGUGACAAUGCCACAGAGACCAUGUUAAACGUAAAUGGCCUUUUUCCAUUUCUGUACUAAUGCAUCAUUGUUCAUGAGUUACUCUCCUACUUACAUGGAUGUGUUUUGAUAUAACAUUUCCCAAGUGACUUGGUUUUGAGACCCUGCAAGCCUGUUUCUCAUAAUAUAUUCAACUUCUGUUUUUACAUAAUAAGGCUGAGGACAUUAGUAUUUUAUAGACAGUUGUGGGGGGGUCCUCCGAUUUGUGUCUUGAAGAUGAAAAAGAUAUUGUACUAAAACCACCUCAAAUAUUGCUUCUUGUUUCUGAUGAUUUUCCAGCUUUUAUGAAUGAUUAAAUUUUAGUACAUUUUCA